GGGAACCUCUCUUCCCUUCGCUCCGAGAGGGAAAGAGGAUUCGUCGUUGUUUGAGUGAAAGUGUGAAGCUUUAACUUUUACAUGGAGAGAGAGAGAGUUUAGCUAUUGAGGUAGAGAGAGAGAGAGAAAAGAAGAGCAGAGAAAGGGAAGGAAGUUUAUUGUUAAAGGGAAUGGAGAAUAGUAGUAAGAGUGGAAUGGUGAUUACGAAUCAGAGAAGAGAGAGUGAAGGAAUCCGAUUGGGGAAUCCGUUUACUUUGAAAGUGGGUCAAGUAUUUACUGGCUUUGGAAUCGGCUGCGGUAUUGGUAUCGGCGUUGGUCGCCCCUUAAAUCUUGGUGCAAUACCUGUAUUAAAUGAAGUAAUGAGUGCCGCAAGAGGUGCAACUUAUGCAUUUUCUGGUGUUACUAGACAUGUAAACGACUCAUUUAAGAAGCUGGGGGCUAAAAACAUUGAAGCUGGCAUUGGAUGUGGAGUUGGUAUUGGCCAUGGUUUUGGAGUUGGCCUUGCUCUGAAGCCUAGUGCGUUGCAUCAAAUUCAAUUCUGUAUUGCACAAGCGAUGACAAAGAUGAUGAUGAAGUUUGGGAUGUCUCCCAAUCUACCUAUUGGUCAAGGUGCCCUUCCAAGUUCUUUGCAAGGAGGUAUGAGCAUGGUGAAUAAUCUUUCAACCCAAAAUCCAAUGGGAAGUAUGAUGCAGUUGGCAACAAAACUACCGGACCAGUUGUCUCAAGGCCUGCCUGGAUAUGAAAAUAAAAGUGCUGGUACAAAUUAUGGAAAUAUUACAUCGACAACACCUUCAAAUGACGCAGCCUUUGGUACUCGUACAGAAAAGGUUCUCAGCAGUUUUCUGCAGAAUCCAAUUGUGAAAGGAGAAGGAAGGGAACUAAAUGAAGUGGGUGGACGGUUGAGGUCAGAAAAUGACAUGCUUUACAUGGUACUGAAACACCAGCAAGUCAUUGAGGAGCUCAAGGAGGAGAACGAAAAGCUUCGCCAAAUACUAGUGGAAGAACUGAAAAUACCGCCUGCCAAGCUGCAAACAAGUUAUUCAAGUACAAACCAAUCUCCAUGUUCUGAUUGUUUUGAGUGUAGAAGAAGACAAAGGAAAAAAUAGGUGCAAAUGAUUGUAGACAAUCAUUCAAGUGCCCUAACCAACAACGAGGUUUUCACAUAUACUUCUCUCACCAUGGAUUUAAACUUUGGUUUGGUUCCACAACUCGCCGUAAAAAAAUAUUGUCCACUCAUGCGUACUAGUCACAAGGUUCAAUAAUAUGUAAUAUCCAGACCACCAUACAGAAAAAUUAAACUUAAUAGCUUCUUAAGAAGGGAAUUUUUACUGUAAGACCUGUCUUUCAACUACCGGUAGUUACUGUUGGUUUAACCGUUUGUGAAUGUCUGCAUUGAAAAUUUGUAGCUACAACCAUAGAUCAAACCGUUAAAAAAUAUAAUCUAACGGUUAAAACAACAGUAACUAUUAGUGGUUAAAAAAACAGGUUCUACCGGAGAAUUCCCUCCAAAAAAUAUGAAAGCAGUUAAAGAUGCGUGGUUUCGUGGCCUUUACAUCAUUUCUUUACAGUCCUAUUUCUUGUGAAACGUCAACGUGGCCAAACUAAACUAAGCCAAAACACAAGGAGUAUGUUUAUUUGACCGUAUUAGAGUAUCGUAUUGUAUAAAAUAUAACAAUAUAAUGU
Molecule: messenger RNA, 1683 nt
Organism: Morus notabilis
Lineage: Eukaryota; Viridiplantae; Streptophyta; Magnoliopsida; Rosales; Moraceae
Exons: 7
Coding region: 171-1106 (311 amino acids)
Source: RefSeq, a predicted model, not a curated record